AUGGAGAGCAUUUCAGAAGGAAACUCCAUUAUCCCGAGUAUCCCAGACAUCAAUGAUACAAGCGCUGCUUUGCUCGGAAUCGCUCUAGGAAACGAAAAUAUUGUGCCUUUGUCGAUUUUCAUUGAUACUAACACUGCAAUGUCAGCAUUCGUGCCUGAAACGCCGGACAUGCAAAGUGAAAUGAUUCAUUAG
Messenger RNA from Penicillium verrucosum, 192 nucleotides. RefSeq lists its product as uncharacterized. The record is from RefSeq and is a predicted model, not a curated record. Bases 1 to 192 code for a protein of 63 amino acids. NCBI's taxonomy places the organism in Eukaryota, Fungi, Ascomycota, Eurotiomycetes, Eurotiales, Aspergillaceae. The transcript has a single exon.